Molecule: messenger RNA, 1796 nt
Organism: Eurytemora carolleeae
Lineage: Eukaryota; Metazoa; Arthropoda; Copepoda; Calanoida; Temoridae
Gene: Cdc16
Product: cell division cycle protein 16 homolog
Exons: 21
Coding region: 65-1783 (572 amino acids)
Biological process (GO): cell division
Molecular function (GO): protein binding
Source: RefSeq, a predicted model, not a curated record
UGCAAAUACUCGUGAUUUAUCAAUGAAAUGAAAUCUUUUAAUUUCAGAGAGAUAAAGGUUGAAAAUGACGGAAACAGAGUUGCAGGAGGAGUUGAAGCUACCUGAGAAAGGGUCGAAGGUAAUUUUUUUCCGAGGACUUGUUGACAGCUUUCUUGAGAGAGAACAGUAUGCUUCUGCUUUAUUUUGGGCAGAUAAACUAGUGACCCUGUCAACAGAAAUGGAUGAUAUUUAUCUGCUUGGACGAACACUAAUUCUAUCCAAACAUUAUCACAGGGCAGAGCAUCUUAUUACAAGUAGGAAGCUUCAGAGUAAACAUCUUGGCUGCUGCUUCCUAGCUGUCAAAGCAUACCAGUAUCUUGGUAAUGAAGCUGCUGCGCUUGAGUUGCUUGAGAGUCCUGAAACAGAAAAAAUGAUGGAGGAGGAGACAAAACUUCUGAACAGUGAGGAUUACCGGCGGAAAAGUCUGCUAAGCAGUUUAUAUUGUUUAAAAGGAUCAAUUCUAGAAAAUAUAGAGAAUAGGGAGCUAGCAGCUCAAUCAUUUAAGAAUGCGUUGCAUGUUGAUGUUUAUUGUUAUGAAGCUUUACAGGCACUAAUAGAACACCAAAUGCUGAACGCACAAGAAGAGAAAAAUCUCUUAAAUUCACUAUUUUCCGAGGAAAACUCUGAAGCUAGAUUGAUCAAAUGUUUAUACUCCAUGAACUUGAAAAAAUACGAUUGUCCGGAAACACCAGUUUUUCCAUCAGAACUCAAAAUGUUCGAGAAUAACUCUGAUGUUAGAGUUUCAAUGGCGGAGAGAUUAUACUACAAUUGUGAACAUAUAGCUGCAUAUAAUAUAACAAGUCAAGUACUACGAGAUGAACCCUUGCACACUAAAUGUAUCCCUCUGCAUGUAGCUCUACUGGUUGAUAUGAAGAAAACGAACCAAUUGUUCCGGUUAGCACAUAGUUUGGUUGACCAGUAUCCUGAGUGGAGUGUUGCCUGGUAUGCUGUUGGAUGCUAUUACUACAAUGUCGGAAAACAAGAUAAUGCGAGAAAGUACCUGAGUAAAGCUACACAACUGGACAGAAUGUUUGGACCUGCUUGGCUUGCCUACGGACACAGCUUUGCUUUAGAAAAUGAACAUGAUCAAGCAAUGGCGGCAUAUUUUAAGGCUUGUCAACUGAUGCAUGGUUGUCAUCUACCUCUGCUAUAUAUAGGACUAGAGUAUAGCCUCACAAACAAUCAGAAUUUAGCGGAAAAAUUCUUCAACCAGGCUCUGUCAAUAGCCCCAAACGAUCCUUUUGUUCUACACGAACUGGGAGUAACUGCUUUCACAAAUCAGGACUAUGAUACAGCUGAGAAGUAUUUUACAACUGCUCUGCUCAAGAUUAAGCAGGUCAAGGAUCAGAACGGAGUUUCAACAGGAUUGGCAGAUAAAUGGGAAUCCUUACUCAACAAUCUGGGGCACACGCUCAGGAAGCAGGGCAGGUAUGAAGAAUCCUUGAGCUAUCACCAACAAGCUCUAGUUCUAUCUCCUCUGAACCCUUCAACUUACUCAGCAAUAGGAUAUGUGCAAACACUCAUUAAGGAUCUAACGUCAGCUGUCGAGUCCUUCCACAGAGCUUUGGGUUUAAGAAAGGAUGAUACUUUCAGUACGAGUAUGCUUAAUGAGGUGGUUGAGCGGCUCAUGUCUGAGGUUGAUCCUUUCCCAGACUAUCCUGAAGAUAUUCCUAGGUUUGAAUGUAGAGCUGACUAUAGAGUGCAGACACCACUAGACACUGUAGAGACAACAAGGUAUUUAUAGACAAAUAAACAUU